GGUAGGUUGCCGACUUGUUAGGCCGGAAGGCGGGCGCACCUGUCUGUCAUCAGCGCCGACUGUCAAUCUUACUGACGCUGGCGCACACGCUACGAGAACCCGCCGCAUUCGUAGUGUUUAUCUGUCACAGACAACAAGAAAUUAGUUAUAACGGGAAGUAAUUUGAUCAAAAAACGACGGUGUGAACGAAAGAAACAUAGAGAAACUACACAAAGAUACGCCGGUGAGUUGUCGGACGACAGAUCAGUUGGUCGAAGAAGAAAACGUGAGAGAGAAAGAAAUCGUGAAACACGCCGCGUGUUAACUGUCCUACGUUCAUCAAGUAUCGAAUAAUCACCUCAAGCCCACGAGGACGUUACCACAUCGCGUGCACAUUACGUCUACCUCAAAUUUUUCAUUAUGGAUCAUCGCAUUGCAAGAGAACGUUUUCCUUCGUCGAGUAGUACUGAUGAUGAUCAAAGCGGCUCUGAUACGGAACAUGACUCGAACGCAUUGCGCUCUAAGGUCCACUCUGGAAUAGUUCAUCAUUCUGGUACUCAUUCGGUGCGAAAACGUCGGGGAAAUUUACCAAAGCAUUCGGUGAAGAUUCUAAAACGAUGGCUUUACGAGCACAGAUACAACGCGUAUCCAAGCGACAGCGAAAAGCUGACAUUGAGUCAAGAAGCAAAUUUAACUGUACUCCAGGUUUGCAAUUGGUUUAUAAAUGCCAGACGACGAAUUUUACCAGAAAUGAUUCGAAGAGAAGGUCAUGAUCCUUUGCAAUAUACAAUAUCUCGUCGUGGUAAAAAGAUGCCUGCAGGAAAUCAUCAACAAUCAUCCAGUCUUAAUUCAAGAUCUAAUCAAAAUUGGGAUUCGUUAGCUGGCAUGAGCGCUCCAAAACGUAGUAGAGAUCAUGAUUAUGAAGAUCAUGCUGGAUUAAUGUAUAGAAGCGAAGAGGAUAGUCCAAACGAUUAUGAAAGCAGUUCUCAUAGUGAAGAGGAACGUCCGUCAACACAGUGGCCAAGUGUAAUAGUCUAUCCUUAUUCGGAAGCUAAAAUUGAACAAAAUGUUAGUCAACUUGGUCCUUAUGACGAAACGAUUACGCAUCCGGCGCGGCGUGGAGAUGAUGAUGAAUCUUCCAUGGGAAAUGAAGCUGCAUAUUGGAGCGCGCCUAGACAGCACCUUAUUCAAACCUCUGAUGUACAACAUGAAACAGAAGUAUAUAGUACACGUAAGACUCAUAGCCCACAUACAGAUGAAACGCCACCUCCAACACCACCCGAAGAGGAUAAAGACAAGUUCAAGUGUCUUUACUUGCUGGUUGAGGCAGCUGUUGCCGUGCGACAACAGGAAAAAGAACGUGAGGGGGCCGUACCGGUUUAACGAGAGCAGUGCUUCUCGCAGCUUACAAUGAUGUUUUUUUUAACUUUCGAUUUUCCAUUAUUCUGUGGGAAAUACAAAACAAAUCUUCGCUUUGGUAUCAUCGUCACGAAAUUGAUAAUUUUAUUUUAUUUUAUAUUUCUUUUUUUCUUUCUUUUUUUUUUCUUUUUUUUCUUUUUUUUUUUUUUUUUUUUUUUUAAUUUUAAUUUUAAUUCUUUUCCUCUCUUUAACUUCAUUCAAUAAUAUUCUAUAUAUAAAUAAUUUUUCGCAAUUUCGAUAUACGUGAAUUGAACAAAGAAAAAAAAGUUAACGUUAUUCACGAUAUAUUUUCCUUUCGAAUAUUUUAAUUCUUUCAUUAAUUUUGCAUACACUUAUGUAUAUAAGAAAAGGAGAAUAUCAAAGACUUUUGAAAUUUAAACAAUAACAAACUUGAAUUAUAUAAUAACAAGACAGUAAACGAUUGUGCAUAUAAUAGUGCUCUUCGAAUAUUGUGAUUAUCUUCAUGCGGCAUGUGAUUUAUGAAUGCAUUAUUUUGAAAUCACAUACAACGAAAACUUGCAAAAGUACAUACAUACGAACAGUACUAUUACUGUUUUUCAGUAUUCGUUGUGUUCUUUAAAGUAAUAACAAGAAUUCUUUUGAAUGGAGGUCAGUAAGAAGUUUAAUAAGAACAAUCCUGCCUUCUUGUUGAAAAAGUAAAAUGCCAACAUACAUACACUGUAAAUCAAUAUCGAAUAUAUAUUAUAUCGCGUGAAAAUGACACUUAAAUAAGAUACGUUUUUGUUUUGAUGUUUAUAUUUUUUUGUCGAUACGCGUAUUCCAAUGCGCGAUUGGCAGAAAGAAACGUGAGAUUGACGGUCAAACAAGUGCCAAAAUAUUGUGUUGAAAGUGAAAGAUUGUGCGAUGAGAGGAAAAGAAAUCGAAUGUCAAUUUAUAUUUUCGUUCGAAUCUUUGUUUCGUGUAUCGUAAUUUAUCAUAAAUUGUUUAUAAUGAUUAUUUUCCAUCAUUCGUAGGGAAAAAGAGAGAAGCGAAAAGAAACUAUAAGGGAAAGGAAAAAAUAAAAAAAAAAAAAAACAAAUGAUAGGAAUGUUAUGAAUGUAACACUUGAGAAUAUAAACAUUCAAAUGUUUUUAUUUUAUCCGAUAAAGAAAGAAGUAGAUUUAUUGGAUAUAAUUGUUUACAAAGUUUAUUUAUCAUCAUGCUUUAAUUUAUGCUUCCUAUAUAUAUAUAUAUGUUCGCGCUAUAAUAAUUUGGCUUGCAACAGAAAAAACUGACUGAAAGAAAAUGAAAAGCAUUUUCUUAUUUUCCAUUGUCACUCUUCUUUUCUUUUGCAGUCAAAUUAAUUAUGCGAUAUUAAUAAACGUUGAUUAUAUUAUUUGCCAUUUAUAUUUAAAAGUUAUACAGUACUUAAAUUCACAAUUAUAUUUUGUGUGUAUUCUUUUUCCUUCUUUUUAGUAAUGUUUUUCUAUCAUUUUCUAAUUAUUAUUGUUAAAACUAUACCAACUAUUUUACAGCAAUUAUGAUUUUUAUAACAUUUAUAUUCGCAUUUACGUUAAACAGAUAAGACUGUUUUGGAAAAGAAAUUUAUACACAUAGUAAUGUUUUACGUAAAACUGAUGCGUCUCCCUUUUAUCCUUAGAAUGAUUGAAUGAUUUAAUAUAAAAUGAAUAGUAGCGAUUUAUGUUUCGUCUUUUACAAGUAUAAAAAAGAAAAUAUGUUCAAUUAAAAAUAAAAAAAAAAAAAAAA
Messenger RNA from Apis laboriosa (Himalayan honeybee), 3105 nucleotides. Its product is annotated as iroquois-class homeodomain protein IRX-6-like. Gene Ontology annotation, molecular function: RNA polymerase II cis-regulatory region sequence-specific DNA binding; DNA-binding transcription factor activity, RNA polymerase II-specific. Gene Ontology annotation, biological process: regulation of transcription by RNA polymerase II. The coding region runs from base 400 to 1362 and encodes 320 amino acids. The record is from RefSeq and is a predicted model, not a curated record. Lineage: Eukaryota; Metazoa; Arthropoda; Insecta; Hymenoptera; Apidae. The transcript has 6 exons.